CAAUGAGGUCUUUCAGCUACGAUCCGCAUGAGAGAUGGAAGAUGGUGCAAAAUGAUCCAAAGUUGAUCGCGGCUCGAGAGGGGAUGGCUGCCAAGAGGGCUGAAUUGAAGGCGCAGAUGGCUGAAUUGAAGGCGAGGCGAUCCAGCGCCAAGAAGGUCACCAAUGGAUCAAAGAGCGAACUCCUGCAGCAACUCUCCCAGCAGCAGGCCGAGAUCAAGGAGGUUGACAAACGCAUCUCCGAAAUCAAGGCAAAAUAUCAGAAUGAAGGUCGCCUCAAGAACGGCGAUUAUUCCAGCAAGUCCAUGACCGAAGCGCUUGACAAGCUGGAACUGUCUGUUUUCAAGAAUGUCUGCACAACAGACAUCAACUGGAUCCUCAACACCAGCCGAACCUACAUGAUUAUGGCCGCCACUUCCCAUCAAGCUCACCUGAUCACACAAUCUCAUGACGCAUUCACCGCUGCUGGAGAACGCGCCGACCGUCUGGCUACGCUGAAGGAUGGGAUGUUGUCCGAAACCGAGGGAGAUGAUGAGCAAAUGGCUGGGAUGACUGCACCUGCAGGUCACACGUACGAUUUCAAGGCCAUGUCCCCGGCCAACAGCGACGAGGACAUCAACACAGAACUGACCAGCGUGGGCGCAAUGCUCGAGCAAAAGAAGAGCGAAUUGCGACAGCUCGAGAGCGCAGAGCCAUAUUCGCAAGAAAAGCACCAAGGCGCUCUCCUCGCAGAGCUCCGCACGAUGCUCGACCCUCGGGAUGUCAUUCAAACCGAUAUCACCAACAGACUUGCUGACUUGAACAACAUGAGCGAGUACAUACAGACCGGAACACAGAGAAUAAAAGAGCUAGACCGGGACUCGCAAAUAAAGUACAGCAACACCAUUUACACAGAGCUCCGCAAGAUGCUCAAGCCUACAAAGACCGUCCAAAAACUCAACACGGGCGCAAUCAAGCUCCACUGGUUCAUCCACCAAGCCAGUCUCAACUACGUUGCCAGAUGCCAUAUGCACUUCAUGCUCGCCGCAAUCCCGGUAGUCAACAUCUCGUCCAUCAGCCCUACCGAUCCUAAGUGGAGAUGGACAGAACUGCUUCCUGAUGGUAGCUGGACAAUCAAACCCUGGCAGUUCGAAGCAAGCCAGACGUCGGUCGAAACGAUAGUGAAGUGCAACAAGACCAUGGCAAAGACGUUGGCCAGUGCCUAUGGACAUCCUCACGUUCUCUACGGAGCAAUGGAGAAGCUCCUACUCGACUGCGACACUUUGUUGUACAGCAAAUUCCGACUGUUCGACAUGGCAUUGCCUGCCAACGUCCGCCAACCCAACGACAUCGACGAUUGCAUAACGCCCCGAGUUGUGUACAAGCCAGAGCAGAUGUGA
Aureobasidium pullulans EXF-150 is the source of this 1376-nucleotide messenger RNA. RefSeq lists its product as uncharacterized. Lineage: Eukaryota; Fungi; Ascomycota; Dothideomycetes; Dothideales; Saccotheciaceae. The transcript is spliced from 5 exons. The annotation marks the transcript as partial. The record is from RefSeq and is a predicted model, not a curated record.